Messenger RNA from Toxotes jaculatrix (banded archerfish), 1665 nucleotides. RefSeq names its product solute carrier family 22 member 7-like. Gene Ontology annotation, cellular component: membrane. The transcript is spliced from 10 exons. Gene Ontology annotation, biological process: transmembrane transport. The record is from RefSeq and is a predicted model, not a curated record. Lineage: Eukaryota; Metazoa; Chordata; Actinopteri; Toxotidae. Gene Ontology annotation, molecular function: transmembrane transporter activity. Bases 1 to 1665 code for a protein of 554 amino acids.
AUGAAGUUUGAGGGCAUCCUGGAGGAAAUCGACGGUUUUGGGCCUUUCCAAAUCAUCAUCAUCAUCCUGCUCUGCACACCUCGAAUAGUCCUCCCCUGUCACUUCCUACUGAAUAACUUCAUCGCUGCGGUGCCUCCUCACCACUGUGACGUCAGCCCCCUGGAUGAGGGAGGACUCUUCAGAAAUUUAACUGAUGAACAGAGACUGGCUGUCAGCAUCCCCGUACGAGAAGAUGGGGCCUGGAGAUCCUGUGAGAUGUUCACAGAGCCUCAGUUUCAGCUCUUGUCCAACGGCUCAACCAGCGCUGAGCUGCCCACAGUUCGGUGUCAGGGUGGAUGGGUUUACCACAACUCCACCUUCACUUCCACCAUAGCAACAGAGUGGGACCUUGUCUGUGACAGAAAAAGCCUGACAAAAACCACAAGUACAAUCUUCUUUUUCGGAGUGAUGAUGGGAGCCAUAGCUUUUGGAUUCCUCUGUGAUAAGUAUGGAAGGAAAAACACUCUCCUAGCCUCGUACAUCAUGGCGAUCGUGUUCGGCUUCUCCAGUGCUUUUGCAAACUCAUAUGUUCUGUUUGCAGUGCUGAGAUUCCUCACUGGGUUCGGACUGACGGGAAUCAGCAUCAAUUCCAUUGUUCUCAGCAUCGAGUGGGUCGACACAGGUCAUAGGUCAUUUAUCGGUGUGAUUGGCAGCCUGGCCUGGUCUGCAGGUAACAUGCUGCUGGCGGGGUUUGCCUUCCUGGUGACUGACUGGCGGACGUUGAUCAUGACUGUUACAGCUCCGCUGGGUUUUGCAGUUUUGACCUGGUGGUGGAUUCCUGAAUCUGCUCGAUGGCUUUUAGCGAAUGGUAAAGUGGAGAGAGCCAAGUUUUACCUUGACAAAUGUGCAAAGCUCAACAAAAAACAAAAACUGUCAGACAAAUUCAAUCUGGAAACACUCUCCGACACAGAAAUCCUGGAGAAGCAAAAAAAAAACUACACUUACCUUCACCUGGUCAAGACCCCGAAGAUGAGACGGUUAACUCUGCUAACGGGGAUCGUGUGGUAUGGAGUUGCCUCCACGUAUUAUGGAAUCAGCCUGAACAUCAGUGGAUUUGGUUUGAACAUGUACCUCACACACUUCAUCUAUGCAGCCAUCGAAGUUCCUGCCAAGCUGAUGGUCUACUGCUGUCUCAACCUCACCGGACGCAGGACAUGUCAGGCGGGCACGCUGCUGCUGACAGGAGCCUGCAUCGCCAUAAACAUCUUCAUUCCAAAAGGUCUGUGGCAUGUCCGUGCUGUUGUUGCUAUUCUUGGAAAAGGCCUAUCAGAAGCUUCCUUCACAACUAUCUUCCUCUACACCACAGAGCUUUACCCCACGGUCAUCAGACAAAAUGGUUUGGGCUACACCAGCUUCAUGAGUCGUCUGGGAGUAUCAGUGGCUCCUCUCAUCCUGCUGCUGGAGGACGUGUGGACUCUUCUUCCUCAGAUUAUCAUCUGCUCUGUGGCCAUCGUAUCUGGCCUGGUGUCUCUGCUGCUGCCAGAGACACUGAAUGUGAGGCUGCCGGAGACAAUUGACGACAUUGAAAAGCCAAGAGGAAAUGACAUCUCUAACUCCGCAGAGUCUUCAGGGGUUUUCCUGGAAUCAAAGACAACAACAAACGCUCAGCAGGGAAGAGACGAGUAG